Molecule: messenger RNA, 1200 nt
Organism: Penicillium crustosum
Lineage: Eukaryota; Fungi; Ascomycota; Eurotiomycetes; Eurotiales; Aspergillaceae
Product: cytochrome b561 domain-containing protein
Exons: 2
Coding region: 1-1200 (399 amino acids)
Source: RefSeq, a predicted model, not a curated record
AUGGGGCUACAAGUUUCAUCCGUCUUCCUAUUAGGGCUUGUGGCCAAAUCAGCUUUGAGUCAACCGUUCACCUUCGUUGUCCCUGGACAUGAUGAUAUUGCCUACCACGUCUUGGAAAUCGACGCAACAUAUAUCAUGAUCACUGCACCGAAAGAUGUUGGAUGGGUUUCACUUGCUCGGGAGCAAGGCGGCUUGAAUUCCAGCAACUUGUCGACCUCAAACACAAUCUCAGUGUCGUUGAAAGAGCAAUAUUCUAUCAAGGCUGAAUCCACUCUCUCCAAUUGCCAAAUAAUCCAGGGGCCACCUUCUGUGCAUGAUCAAACGGUGGAGGCGACAAUCCGCUGUCAUGACUACCCUAUCCUGGAUAGACUGGAUGCUUUCACCUGGGCCUACGAACAGGAAGGGAGCAUUCAUUCUGGCCCAAUGAGAGUACUUGAAACCCACAAUUCGGACAGUAUUGCCAUGAGUGGACGUGACGGUCUGCGGCGAGUAGUGCGGUCAGCGAGCUCUCAAUCGGCAGAAACAUCCACUGUGCCAUCCCAGUCACCAUCCCCGGCCGAAAUUGCUGCUUUGAUGGCAAAGUACGACAGAUUGACGAAAAUCAGAACUAUCCACGGUUCGAUUCUUGCAGUUACGUUUGUUGUACUCUUUCCGACCUUUGCCAGUCUGAUUCAUUUGCUCCCAUCAUCCAAGCCAGUUGUGAAAAUCCAUGCAUCCUUGCAAGCCAUGUCAGCAAUUCUUGCUAUAGUUGGUUUUGGUCUUGGUGUAUACCUCAACUCGCAAAUUACCAUAAAGGGAAAGCAUCACCAAGCCAUCGGUGCCAUUGUCAUCAUCCUCCUUGUGAUCGUUCAACCCAUCCUCGGGAUCCGUCACCACAUGUUGUUCCGCCGGACACAGAGGAAGACUUGGUUGGGCUAUGUACACCGCUGGCAGGGUCGCAUCAUGCUUAGUCUAGGAGUUGUCAAUGGUGGCAUAGGGUACAACCUUAGCCGGACUGGCCCCUCUGGAGGUCCUCGCAGUGCUCUUGUCGGUUACGGUGUGGCGGCUGGCAUUGUUUACGUCUGUUACUUUGGCAUCUUGGCCUUUAAGGCAUUCAAACAGCGACAAGUCUCUCAGGGCGAUAAGACCGAUGGCACAGAAGCAGCCGGGCGUCCAGAUACGGAAGAGCAUACACUGACGGAGAUGUCUACGCACAAUUAA